Messenger RNA from Diceros bicornis minor, 2141 nucleotides. It is a transcript of the gene SPATA6L, whose product is annotated as spermatogenesis associated 6 like. Lineage: Eukaryota; Metazoa; Chordata; Mammalia; Perissodactyla; Rhinocerotidae. Gene Ontology annotation, biological process: spermatogenesis. The transcript has 13 exons. The record is from RefSeq and is a predicted model, not a curated record. Gene Ontology annotation, molecular function: myosin light chain binding. The coding region runs from base 1 to 1215 and encodes 404 amino acids.
AUGAUUGUGACACCUGGCGGAGACAUUUCUUGUCCUGGAGUGUUCCUUCCUGGCAAGCAAGAUGUGUACCUUGCUGUUUACCUCCUGAAUCAGUACCUGGAGACAGAGUGCUUUCCCUCUGUGUUCCCUAUUAUGAUUCAGCAGAACAUGAGGUUUGAAAAGGUAUUUGAAAAUGCAAUCGAUCCUGGAGCUGUAGUAGACAUUUUAGAAACCUUCCUAACCAGGUUUGAAUUAAUACAGCGAGUGCCUCCAGUAUGGGCAGAGUUGGCCUACUAUGAAGAAAACACACGGGAUUUUCUGUUCCCUGAGCCCAAGCUGACACCUUCACACCCUGGGAUGUGUAGGGAGGUGCUCAUGAAGACGGUUGCAGGUUUUCCGGGCAUUGCUCCCAAAAUAGAGUUUUCUACAAGGACAGCCAUCAGAGAAUGUGUGUUUCUGCACAGAAACAGAUUUCUUGAAGAAAGAUAUAAGUCACGAAAGCCCUUAUCUACUUCAUAUGGACCAAAAUUCCCCUUGAGUGAUAUAAAGGUGAAGCCAAAGGAGAGUAAUCUCGACAGACUCCCUCAAAGCAUGCAAUCCCGUGCGCCCUCUCCAUAUUCCACCAGGCGUUUCUUCCAGGACCAGCCAGCUCAACUGAACUUUGGAAAUAAUUUCAAAAUCUCCAGACAAAGCAAACCUCCAUUUGUGGUUAGACAUGUGGACAGCGCAAAGCCCUUUGGUGAGAAUAUUUCAGAGCAUCAUUCCCGGAAGUCUAGAAGAAAAUCUAAGUUUUCAAACUUUCCGUUUCCAGUGAGAAGAGCUUCUUCUCUUGACAGCCUUGCAGCUAACGUAAAGGUUAUCAAAGAGCCAGAUGAACGGAUUGUUUUAAGGAAUGAAUCACCAUCACCUUUAGGUUCAAGUAAGUUUGGAAAGCCCUCACCCACUUACAGUAACCAAGGGGAUGCCGAUUUCCACCGGGAAACUUCAUUUGCUACCUCCCAGCACUCCAGAUCUCCCAGCCCUCUUCGGGAUCAGCCCCUCCUCCAAGAAAGGUUCCAUCCUAGUUCUCAGUCUACAUGGAAGAAGAUCCAUGAAAGGGUAUGCAGUCUUCUGACAUCCCACAGAGCUCAGCAGCACCCAGACGAGAAAGAUUCUAUCUCUGAAGUAAAUUAUAUCCUUGAAAGACCCAGCUACCAUCUGAAGAAAUACCCAGUGCAUGAACAGAGAUAUUUUUGAGCUGCUGUCUUAUGGGAAAGGGAAUGAAAGCUGGAGGAGCAUCAGGAAGAAAUCCCUCAUUGAGUCAUCUGACACAUCCUUAGAGAAAUGGACAACAAUUUUUGUUAUGUGUGUCGAGUCACCAGUAUCUAAUCCCCUUUAAAUCAAACCCUGUACUCAGUCUUUUGUACCCAGGUAAGAGUCAUUGAUUAAAGAGUUUGGUGUUUGGGGCUCAUAUUUUCUUGUCAAGCUGGAAAAUUUGUGUUUUAGUUUGCUUGUGUGUUUGUUUUGAGCUUGGAAUAGAAAAUAACAAUAGUUGAGUGGUAGGUGCUUUUUCAUUUGAAGAGCACUUAGAAUGCCAACGAAAAUGUCAGGUGUUCCUCAUUUUGGGCAGUGGAUGUGUUCUUUACAAGUUCUUUCCCAUCCCCCAUGCCUCAAUCCCACUCCGCCCCAACUGUCUGUCUUUCUAAAUCAACUUACAUUUUUCAUGAGCUAAAGGAAGCUGCUAUUUAGAUGAAUAACCUGAUAAAUCCUCCAGGAAAAGACUGUCAACCUGAUUUUCUCUUUUUGGUAAAUCUGGGUUUUGUCUGUUAUUUGUUUGUUUGUUCUUUAGUGUUAGGCUUGAUUUACAUGAAAUCCACUGAAAACCUAGGAAGAGAGAGUAAUUACAUCUGGAGAAUUCAGAUCUUGCUUUAAAGGUUCCAUUUCUAUUAUACAUUUGUAGGAGGAGGCUCAUUUCUUUGGACUGUAGUUUCAACUACUCCUUGUGUCACCUACCCCUCCUUUUUCCCAGCAGUUCUUAAUAAAUUUAUAUGAGGAACAAAACCUUCCUCAAAUAUUUCUCUGAAAGAACUACUUUAAGUAAAUAGGCUCUGCAAAUAUGACUGCCAAAACCAGAUUUAAAGUUAGUUAGAAGGGUGCAUUUAUGAAAUGUUCACAUGGCUUCA